CCUUACCGUUUACACCGGAUCCGCCAUUUUGCGUCAAAGCUCUUUUCUGAGUGCGUCGCUAAACGCAAUUGAGUUAUUAUUUUAUUUAUUAAUGUGUUAAGUAGAAGUGAAAUACUAUUUUUAUUGAUCUUGUAGUAAAAGCAUGCAAAUGCACGCCAUGAACCAAUAUCGAGGAUUUGGAGGCCCACCUCAGCCCCAAAGACAAGGCGGUCGUCGGGGCAAUAAUCGAGGCGGAUUCCGCAAUUCCCGCUUUGAGCAUAAUCAGAAUCAGCGAGGGCAUAACUUUCAUGGGGGUCAACGUCCCCAUAUUGAGCCUGUAAAACAAGGUCCCCAAAAUGAACCGCCACCACCGCAACCACAGCCUCAACCGCAGGCUCAGCAGGAGAAGAAAGAAUCCUCUCCUCAACAGACUCCACAGACUCCACAACAGCCACCUCCAAAGCCUCAACCACCUCAACAAAAGCCAUUGCAACAGCAACCAGCUCAAAAACCACCUCAAAAUCCAACCCAACCUCAACAGACACCAGCUCAACCACCGGUUAAACCGGAAUCCCAAGAUCAUGUUGAUAAAGCUGCACCUGAACAGAGACCUCAAAACCAAAAUCAAAACCAGGGUGCUUAUCAAAAGGGCCCAAUAGCUAGGCUGAUGGACAUAAAGCAGGAGCAAGGUCCCAAUAAUGUCAAUGGUGGCAACUUUGGUGCUAACAAACAGGGUGGUUGGAGUCAGGGGGGGCCGGGUAAUAAGCCAGGUGGCAAUUUUGGUCCAAAAGGUUUUGGUCCAAAACAACAACAAGGACAGGGUCCAGCUCGUAACCAACAGAGGAAUAACAUGGGGCGUGGACCUCAAGAUGGCGGGAAGCCACAACAAAGAGAAUUCUCACAGGAACAAAUGCUUGCUAAUAAAUUGAAAGAUCUCAUGGGCCCAUUGAAUGACAUACCUCCAAUUGAACAACCGGAGGUCAAAUUUAAUGGCAGAAGUCGUUUAUAUAUCGGAAAUCUUACAAACGAUGUUACCGAAGAGGAAAUAUUAACCAUGUUUGGACAGUUUGGUGAAACUGCUGAACUGUUUCUGAACAAAGAGAAGAACUUUGGAUUUAUAAAAAUGGACUAUAGAGUGAAUGCAGAAAAAGCUAAACGUGAAAUUGAUGGCAGAAUGAGAAAUGGCAGAAACAUCAGAGUAAGAUUUGCUCCACAUAACAGUGCGGUGCGCGUUAAGAACCUGCCACCAUUUGUGUCAAAUGAGUUACUGUACAAGGCAUUUGAAAUAUUUGGCAAGAUUGAGAGGGCCUAUGUCAAAGUUGAUGACAGAGGAAAAACUCUCGGUGAGGGCAUUGUUGAGUUUGCCAGAAAGCCCAGUGCAUUAGGUGCCAUCCGUAACUGCACUGAAAGAUGCUUCUUCUUAACUUCAUCUUUGCGUCCUGUCAUUGUGGAGAGUUUGGAGGAACCUGACGAAUUUGAUGGUUAUCCCGAGAAGAAUUUACCAAAGAAACAUCCAGAAUUCUUACGUGCCAGAGAAAUGGGCCCACGUUUCUCCGAGCCAGGCAGUUUCGAGCACGAGUACGGUACCAGGUGGAAGCAACUCCAUGAACUGCACAGACAGAAGGAGGAGGCUCUGAAGAAGGAACUGGCUGCCGAGGAGGAGAAACUUGAAGCACAGAUGGAGUAUGCUAAAUACGAACAUGAAACGGAGCUGCUCCGAGAACAGCUGCGGCAGAGGGAACAGGACCGAGAGAGACAGAAGAGAAGCUGGGAGAUGGCGGAGAGGGCGGCGGACGAGAGGAGGGAGGCGGAGCGCGCGCAGCUGCUGCGGCAGGAGGAGGAGCUCAGCAACCGGAUGCGGCUGCAGGACGACGAGCUGCGGCGGCGGCAGCAGGAGAACACGCUGUUCGUACAGGCUCAGAGGUUGAACUCGAUGUUGGAUCGUCAAGAACAAGGCAUGUUCGACCACCAGCAGCCUAUGGAUGGAGGCUUCAGAGAGCAGUUCGACAUGCCACGUGGAGGUUAUGACGAGAUGGCACAGAAUCGCGGUUGGGACGGACCGCGCCAAAUGGAUGAUUUUCCUAAUAAAAGACGUCGAUUUUAAAUGAUUAUGAUUGAUUUAUGAACAGCUUUCAAAUAUUGGCUUCCCCUUAACCUACUGUUAUGCGACUAGUACAACUGGCAGUUAUGAUAUAUCUUGUAUCUGUUGUGUGUUUAUAAGUUAACUAUAAGCGAAGCCCGUAUUUGAAAUAACAAAGAGAUAAAAAUCGAUUUAAUGUGCAUAAGCUCUACCGAAGGGUUUGUACCGUUCUAACCGCUAGUAACAUUAUAGUUAUAAUUUAAACAUGUUUCACUCGCACGUCGUGCACUUAUUAUAAACCUGUCAGUAUGAGAUGUUCAGUUACAUAUCACGUUGGAACCGAUUUCAGUAUAAGCUUGUGCACUUGAAAUUCGUAAUAAAUUAAGAGAUCAAGGUUAGUCGAGUUGCGUUCAGUCUAAUGUUCUGAUACUAAUUUGGAUCUUAGAAUAGCGUCGUAAGGUAUAUUUUAGUUAUCCAGUAAUUAUAUGUAAUAUUCUUAGAGUUAAUUUAUCAAAACUCCGACUGCCCCAGGGAGUGCUAAACGCUUAAGGAAUUAUCAGCUGGUUUGUGAGAAAGAUACUUUUCAUUUAUUAACUAAGGCUCACAUUCAAUUUAUCCUAUAAACUAUCGGUUUUUUGAAGGAAAGCUAUGAACCGUAAAUUUUUUACUUACUCGUUUUAUCAGACGUGUUCUGAGAACAUACAAUUACUUUGGGCAUGUUCUUUGUAUAUAGAUCAUUUCACCUCACACUUAAAAGAAAAAUUUAAACAUUUAUCUUGCUGCAUCUGAUGGAAUCUUUAAUGAUAUUCUGUAGAUUGUGUAGAUUUUUAGUAUGUUUCGCAUUUUUUUUUAAUAUUAAGCUCUCUCGAGUUGCUAGAAAUUUCUGAAUAAAUAAAUUGUACCGAUUAUUUUUUUUUAUAAAAACUUUAAAAUCUUCAUGUAAAGGUAACUUCUAUAAAUGUAUAAUUAACUUAGGACUAAAUUCAUAUAUAUCUAUAUAUAUAUUUUAAUCAUGACAACAUUUAAAGCUAACAUUGAAUCUAAAAAUGGAUUCACAAUUCACAGGCGGUGGUCUGUUUUCUUUGAAAUAUCAUUACCUCUUUUUCCAUGUUUAUUUUUGUAUACAUAAUAUUUAUACUAAACUAAACGCUACCUGUCUGUCUGUCUGUCUGUCUGUGUGAGUGUAUCGAGUGAUGUUUGGUAACUGUUGUGUGAUGUGGUUAGCUGCGUUUGUGAAGUGUCUGCAUUCAUUAUAACACACUCUAUACUUGGUCGAUUCAUAAACACCUUGUAAUUUUAACUUUAUAUAAAAUAAAUAAUUACUUUGUA
This is a messenger RNA of Danaus plexippus (monarch butterfly), 3388 nucleotides long. It is a transcript of the gene Psf, whose product is annotated as hrp65 protein-like. Lineage: Eukaryota; Metazoa; Arthropoda; Insecta; Lepidoptera; Nymphalidae. Gene Ontology annotation, molecular function: RNA binding. Gene Ontology annotation, cellular component: nucleus. The transcript has 12 exons. The record is from RefSeq and is a predicted model, not a curated record. Bases 143 to 2083 code for a protein of 646 amino acids. Gene Ontology annotation, biological process: regulation of DNA-templated transcription.